Molecule: messenger RNA, 1335 nt
Organism: Verticillium alfalfae VaMs.102
Lineage: Eukaryota; Fungi; Ascomycota; Sordariomycetes; Glomerellales; Plectosphaerellaceae
Product: histidinol dehydrogenase
Exons: 3
Coding region: 1-1335 (444 amino acids)
Biological process (GO): L-histidine biosynthetic process
Cellular component (GO): cytoplasm
Molecular function (GO): NAD binding; histidinol dehydrogenase activity; metal ion binding
Source: RefSeq, a predicted model, not a curated record
AUGAAUUCUCGAUUCCUCAAGUCUGCGCUGCUUUCCGCAAGGGCGGAAUCAAACCAGAGGGUCACCGACGUCGUCCAGGCCGUCAUUCAAGACGUCAGAAAGAAUGGCGACAAGGCAGUGAGGAGCUACUCGGAGAGAUUUGACAAAUGGACCCCCCCUUCUUUCAAGCUCACCGAGAGACAAAUUCAAGACUGCAUUGCCCAAGUGCCAGCGCAGACAGUCCAGGAUAUCAAGGCCGCGCAGGAGAACGUGCGCAAGUUUGCCCAGGCCCAGCGCGGCAGCAUUCGCGACAUCGAGGUCGAAAUUCAGCCUGGCGUCAUUCUCGGCCACAAGAACAACCCCAUCAACCGGGUCGGCGCAUACAUACCCGGGGGCCGUUACCCUCUCCUUGCGUCGGCGCACAUGACUAUCACCACGGCCAAGGUUGCCGGUGUGCCGCAAGUGAUCGCCUGCACGCCUCCUCUCAACGGAAGCUUGCCCAACGCCACCGUUGCAGCUGCGCACUUUGCCGGCGCCGACGAGAUCUUUAUCCUGGGCGGGGCGCAAGCCAUCGCUGCCAUGGCCGUCGGCACCGAGACUAUGAAGAAGGUCGAUUUCAUCGCGGGUCCAGGGAACGCCUUCGUAGCCGAGGCGAAGCGCCUUCUCUUUGGGGAGAUCGGCAUCGAUCUCUUCGCCGGCCCAACCGAAACCCUCAUCAUAGCCGAUGAGUCCGCAGACCCCUUCACGGCCGCGACGGAUCUGUUAUCCCAGGCCGAGCACGGUCCCGAUUCUCCCGCGGUGCUCAUCACCUGCUCUCAGUCCGUGGGCGAACAAACCAUUCGCCAUGUCAAUACGCUUCUCAAAAGUCUGUCGACGGCCGAGCUGGCCUCGACCUCCUGGAGGGAUUAUGGCGAGGUGGUUCUUGUGGACAAUAUGGACGACGCAUACAGGCUCGCGGACGAAAACUCCAGCGAGCAUGUUCAGAUUCUGACCAAGACGCCCCGCGAGGCGCUGGACAAGAUGACAAACUACGGUGCCCUCUUCCUUGGCGAGAAGACGACCGUUUCCUUCGGGGACAAGUGCAUCGGCACGAACCAUGUAUUGCCCACACGCAAGGCGGGCAACUACACUGGCGGUCUCUGGGUGGGCAAGUUCCUGAAGACGCAGACGUAUCAGGAGAUCCUCGAUGAAAAGGCCAGUGGUGAGAUGGGCAGGCUAUGUGCCAGAUGCUCGCGCGCCGAGAACUUUGAGGGCCACGCUCGAUCCGGAGAUCUGAGGGCGCAUAAAUACCUCGGGGACGACCACGAAUGGGUGAAGGAGGCAAAGGGAGAUGGCGUACAGAUGAGCAUGCCGUAG